Molecule: messenger RNA, 4606 nt
Organism: Pecten maximus
Lineage: Eukaryota; Metazoa; Mollusca; Bivalvia; Pectinida; Pectinidae
Exons: 20
Coding region: 190-3477 (1095 amino acids)
Biological process (GO): biological process involved in interspecies interaction between organisms
Cellular component (GO): external side of plasma membrane
Molecular function (GO): carbohydrate binding
Source: RefSeq, a predicted model, not a curated record
UCUGUGAAACUAUUGCUCCUACGAACAAGUACGACGCUGGUUGUUCGGAAAUUUGCGUGAACAUUCAGCCUUGUGGAUCAACAUCCAAUAAUGCGGUGUCUGUAUAUAUCAUAUGGCUGUUUCCAAUUUCCAAGACGUGUGAAGAUAUAUACGACCGUGGCAUAAUUCGAUCAGGCAGCUACAUUGUAGAUGGCGUCAAUACAACGUGUAACUUCUACGACAACACGACCUGUCCCCUCAAAUGACUGGAUUGGCUACAGAAACAAGUGUUACCUGUUUAUCGACCAGAACAUGAACCAAGACGAAUUGUACUCACACUGCGCCUCUCUAGGAGGACAUUUACUGACAAUCAAUGAUGAGUCGGAACACAAUUUCUUUCGUAUGGUUCUCAAAGGUCAUCCAAAGUACGCUCACACUCAAAUCCGACUUGGUUUGGUGGACGAGUUUGGUUUAGGUAUCCUUACGUGGACUACUGGGGCAAUUCCAAGUUAUUUUCCACGCCCAUUGCCAUCUCCGCCUUAUACAUCAGUUGUCAUGGAGAUAACGUUAAGCUCUGACUACAACUACAACAUGAUCGACGCAGCCACAGCUACGUUUAAUUUCUGCGAACUUCAAACACAAUACUUGGGCUGCUUCAACGUACCGAGUAGCAUUCAACCAAUCAUAUCAGAGUACCAAAAUAUGGAUUUAACACUGUGUAAACAAAUAUGUAUGGGUAAUGUAUCCAUUGAUGGAGUGGCUUUGAUCCAGCGAACAGCAUGCUACUGUACAGAAAGUCUACCCGCAGUAUCUGUGACGAAUAGUUUAUCUUGCAAUGUCACGUGUCCUGGAAAUUCUUUGCAGGUGUGUGGAGAAGAUGACGUUGUCAACGCCUACACAUUAUCAAAUGAUGAUAUUGCUCUGAACUGUUCUAGCCUAUAUAAGGCAGGCGUAUGGAGGAAAGGUACUUACCGGAUAGGGAAUUCCACUGAGGAAUGCGGCAGUAACUUGUUUGACGAUACUGAUUGCCCAUAUGGAUGGUUUGGCAGGAACGGAACUUGUUAUCAAUUUGCUUCAUUGGCCGGAAUGACGUAUACGGCAGCAGAAACGAAAUGUUUCAAAAAUGGUGGAUAUCUGUUCUAUCCUGGAACACAAGAUACCCGCCAACUGUUUAUGGAAGUAAUGUCCUAUAUGUCCCUUAGUGUCGACGGGUUCUGGACUUCUGUAAAAGAUGAACUUUUUAAUUCCUACAUGAGAACCGGAGACGGAUUGAUAUUUGAAAGUAAUGCUAGUGUCGAUGAAAAUAUUUACACAGUAUUCAACACAACCACUGGUCUAUUUCACUCAUAUUCAAACGGCACAUUCGGCGUUAUAUGUGAAAGAUCACCAGGUUAUGUCGGGUGUAAAUCCAUUGACCCAUCGUCCACCCCAAUCGUAAUGCCGUAUCUGCGAUUUGACAUGACAGUAACCCAAUGUGUACAGUAUUGCUUGGCGCAUAAUACUGCUGUGUAUAGUGCCAUGCGAAACUCAGAGUGCAGUUGCUAUGACGAAACGGUCGUGUUUGGGACGUCGGGCGACGAAUGUGAAGCAUGUUUAGGAUACAGUGCCCAGACAUGUGGAUCACGACUCUUUGCGGGCAGAUAUUCCGUGUAUAAACUCUCACACUAUGCCUCUAACCUGGCCUCCGACUGCCACCAGCUGAUGGACUACGGCAUCUGGAUAUAUGGUCAUUUUAUGAUUCGACCCCAAGAUAACAAUCCAAUAAUGGUGGCAUGCUUCUGGGAAAUUUUUCAUGCUAUAGUGGUUACAGGAGAUUCCAUGACGGCCAGCUCCUAUGAACCUCCUCACGUUCCUGCUUUAUUAAGUGGAACAGAGUUGCUGGCCAUUUAUAGCCCCGAUUCCGUGUGGAUCCCAGCUGAGAGUGACUUGGAUCCGUGGAUACAGUUGAAGUUGCCCGGUGAUGACCAUAUGGUGACUGGAAUGUUUUUUCAAGGUCGUCCUAAUCCAGAAACAAACCAAUACGCCGAGGCGCUGGAGGUCAGAUUUAAAAGUACUGUCGAUUCAUCAUGGAAAUCAAUUGGUUCGUUCCCUGGGAAUACCGACAAAGCCAGUAGUAGAACCGUACUAUUUCCGAGUCCGUUUGUGACGAGAUACGUCCGAAUAUAUCCGAGUGGCACGAGCGUCGCACUCCGAUUGGGGAUGCUUGGAACGCUGAUGUAUAACGUUGAUUAUGCGAGUACACACAUGGGAUGUUACGCUGUCUUCAACACAACAAAUACCGCGGAAGUCCAACGCCAUGCCUCUAUAGGAAGUCAGGCCGACUGUGCAACAAAAUGUGGUAAUACAGUACCCUUUUAUAGCUAUAAUGUUAUAUCCUCUGAAUGUAGUUGCCAUGCAAAAUUAAGCUAUGGCCAGCUUGGUCAAGUUGAUUGCGAUAACUCUGAGCCUUUCGCAGCUGAAGUCCACAGACUUUACGAGGUCAGCUGUAACCCACCAAGUGCAGUGGCAGGAAGCGUCAACGUGACUUCAUUUGCGCAUGUGCCUGAUGUGUUCACUGUUUCUUCCUCUAUACUGUAUACAUGUGACGCUGGUCACGAGUUCUUCCUGGAUAAUACAACCGUCAGGAACAUCACAUGUGGGGAUGACUACUUAUGGCAUGGUGAUCUAGGUGACUACUGCAGAAUUAUCAGCUGUCCAGAUUUUGACUUCCCUAAUGGUACGGUCAGCACACCAAGUAUUAUAUACAACACAGAGGUAGUGCUAACUUGCAACAUCGGAUUCACUACGACGAAGGGCGCCACAAAUGAGACAAUCCUCUGUCAGGGAGAUAAAACCUGGAACAGCACCAUCCCUGUCUGUCAAGUGAUAGACUGUGGAACACCUCCUCCUAUUGCUAACACAUUGCUGACAGAUAAUGCACAUACAUAUGGAGCCAACGUCACCUAUACGUGCUUCAGUAGCAUGCGUUUUGCCGUGGACACAUACAGUCUGACUUCCGUAUGCGGAGCUGACGGUGAAUGGGAGUCAAUCAUAGCAUCAUGCACUUCCUACAUUUGUAGUGACCCUCCAACUGUCAAACAUUCGACAAUGAACCUUAUCAACACAACCAUUGCCACGUACAGUUGUGCAAAACACAGUCACUUUCCUGAUGGCAGUGAGGUCAAAAUAAUUACAUGCAACGACAGCUUUGUAUGGGAACCAAUAAACGAAUGCAUAUAUAACGAUUCCCUGGUCGCCCAAAAGGGGGCAUCCAUCACCUUCGUCGACACCAAACUUCGCCAGACCACAAAGUCGCUAGUUGAUCUGGUACGGAGUGAGAGUACGAUUGACUGUGGAGAUCAAUGUCUGAGAAAUAUCAAUUGUGAAGCUUUUAACUACAACAAUGUCCUCACUGACGCUAACUGUAAACUUUUUAGCGAAAUGAUAGCUACUGAUGUUUUCGUGUCGUCGGUAGAUUGGUCCUAUUUUGAAGUUUAUGACAUACAAUACCUUCCUUAACAAACAAUGCAAACAAUGUCAAGCAUUUGAUGGGCGAUCAAUGUUUAUGUGAAUAGGAUUGCCGUGAUUAGAAGUUUAAACAUAGGCCAUUUAAAUAGAGCAAAAAUAGUAAUUAAGGGAUACAUUUUCUUUUCAUUCCAACAAAUUACAUGGAAUAAAACAUACACAAUUAGGAGACUACAGAUAUAUAUCAAAUAAAACACAAGUAAAUCGACAGACUACAAUAUUAUAUUGCAUACAUGUACCCAGAAGAAAAAUGUUAUAUUUACUUAAAGAACGUCGGGGCAAUAACCUGCUGAUUUACGGACAAGUCUUGUAUAUAAAACAUUGCUUUUGAAAUUUGCUUCCGUUUGUAAUGGACCGUCAUUCCACGAGUUUCAGAAAUAUAUAUCCAUUCCAGGAGUUUCAGAAAUAUUCCGCCAUUCCAGGAGUUUCAGAAAUAUUCCGCCAUUUUACGAGUUCUAGAAAUAUAUCGCCAUUUUACGAGUUUCAGAAGUAUACUGUCAUUUAACGAGUUUCAGAAAUAUACAUGUACCGCCAUUUUAAUAACGAGUUUCAGAAAUAUACCACCAUUCCAUGAGUUUCAGAAAUAUUUCGCCAUUCCAUAAGUAAAAGAAAUAUACUGCCAUUUAACGAGUUUCAGAAAGAGGUAUGGUCGUUUUCCGCUUAUCCUGACCUAGGCCACGUACAGCGAUAGUCUGGGCUAAAAAUACAGGUAAAAGUAUCACGUGACCACAGUGAUUCCCACAGUUCCAAAAUAGAUCGUCAUGGUCCAUUGGCGCGCUGUGUGUUGUGAACGGAUUACAUGUUUGUAGUCAAUCAAUACCAUAUGAAAUUAAGUUAAAUUGACAUGUUAAAUAGGAAUUUUACACUACUCAUCCAUGUAUGCCUGUGGUCGACGCUGCAGUUCAUUUACAUUUUACUUUGAAUGAUAUGGAGUAAAUCGGUUAUGAUUUUACUCUUUUUCAUCCAAGUUAAAAAUUUCUAUCUCAACAUUUCUACAUGUAUCUUGAUACUUAAAAUUUUAUAUUGAAUACGCGUUUAAUGUUAAAACAAAUUCUUUCAAAUAUGACAAAGAAAAAUUAUAUGGUUUUAUUCUUAGAAACAUAGCAAAAUAUGAGUAAGAUAC